CUGAACUGUGUACACGUUUGUUAAUAAUUUUGCAGGUGCGUCGAUGUACGCGAAUGAAACAUUUUCUUUUCCUACAACAGUGGAAUAACAUUUUCAUAAAAUAAAGAAAAAGUUUAUUUGUAUGAAGUGACUCACAAUACUCGUUGAUAUAACAUUUAUUUAUAAUAAUGCAAAGUGUAAUUAAUUCCGUCAAGGGCACAGCCCUCAGUGUUGCAGAAUAUUUAACUCCAGUUUUAAAGGAAAGUAAAUUUCGAGAAACCGGAGUUUUAACACCUGAAGAAUUUGUGGCUGCUGGAGAGCAUUUAGUACAUCAUUGUCCAACUUGGCAAUGGGCUAUUGGAGAUGUGGAUAGAAUAAAACCAUAUUUGCCAAAAGAUAAACAAUUCCUACUUACUCGUAAUGUUCCUUGUACUAGAAGAUGUAAACAAAUUGAAUAUUGUGAUGAACAAGAAAGAAUUAUAGAAGCAGAUGAUCCAGAGGGUGGUUGGGUUGACACGCAUCAUUAUGGCAUUAGUGUUGGAAGUGUAGAAGAAAAAGUUUCUGAAAUGACUUUGGAUGAGGCUAAACCAAACUCUUCCACAAAUAUCGCUGGAGACAUAGAAGAUGAUGAUGACGAUGAAGAAGCAGCUGACAUGGAAGCCUUCGAAGUCAGUGGAAUGCUUGAUGAACAAGAUGAAUAUACUGCAGAAACAACAAAGAAGGUUACCAAAGAAAAUCAAGAAGCAAGUGCAGAUGGUGAAAUUAUAAGAACCCGUACAUAUGAUCUACAUAUUACUUAUGAUAAAUAUUAUCAAACUCCAAGAUUAUGGAUUUUUGGAUACGAUGAAAAUCGUAAACCUCUAACUGUAGAAGAGAUGUAUGAAGAUGUUAGUCAGGACCAUGCUAAGAAAACAGUUACCAUGGAAACACAUCCUCAUAUGCCAGGACCACCAAUGGCAUCUGUUCAUCCCUGCAGACAUGCUGAAGUCAUGAAAAAGAUAAUAGCAACUGUUAUGGAAGGUGGCAGGGAAUUGGGAGUUCAUAUGUAUCUAAUAAUAUUUUUAAAAUUUGUACAAUCUGUUAUUCCAACUAUUGAAUAUGAUUAUACUCAGAAUGUGACAUUGACUGGCUCAAGUUAAGUAUGAGGUAGUUUAGAAUUUGCAAUAAUAAGUUUGUAUCAAGUCUUUUUAAACUAAAAAAUAGAUUUAGUAAUUUGAAAGAUUUUUUUAAAUACUAUGUACAUUUUUCAACGUAAUCCAGUAUAAAUCUACCCAUAUCAAAUAAGUAAAAAUUAUAAAUUCAUUGUAUCAGACUUAACAUCGUAAGCGUCAUUCUUUCUUGCAUUUAUAGCGAACGUUAAGUAAGAACAUUUAUCGAUAGUAUUUUUUUUCAGACUCACCUUAUACAAUUUAGACAAAUCAUAAGCAAAUGAAACUAUUACAAAAUUCAGUACAUCUAUAAAAAUGUAUAGCAGAGCCUUAAAAAAAAUUAAAACAAUGACGAGAUCGUCUUACAUGUUUUUAUACAAAUAAUUUUAUUAUGUUUUAACCACAAAAAUACUUCAUUGACAACAUCAAUGAAGUCUAAAAAUUUUUUGUAUCAUCUAUAAUUGUAUGCUAAUAUCUUAAAUGUUUCGGUUUCUAGAUUGCAUCUAUGUAUAUUAUUUGUUUUACUGUCUGAUAAAAUAUUCAUAAACUCAGUUCACAUUAUGAA
This is a messenger RNA of Phymastichus coffea, 1692 nucleotides long. It is a transcript of the gene Atg3, whose product is annotated as ubiquitin-like-conjugating enzyme ATG3. Gene Ontology annotation, biological process: nucleophagy; autophagy of mitochondrion; autophagosome assembly. The record is from RefSeq and is a predicted model, not a curated record. NCBI's taxonomy places the organism in Eukaryota, Metazoa, Arthropoda, Insecta, Hymenoptera, Eulophidae. Gene Ontology annotation, cellular component: cytosol; cytoplasmic ubiquitin ligase complex. The transcript has 6 exons. The coding region runs from base 168 to 1118 and encodes 316 amino acids. Gene Ontology annotation, molecular function: Atg8-family ligase activity.